Ooceraea biroi (clonal raider ant) is the source of this 3954-nucleotide messenger RNA. RefSeq names its product TAK1-associated binding protein 2 (gene Tab2). Gene Ontology annotation, molecular function: ubiquitin binding. NCBI's taxonomy places the organism in Eukaryota, Metazoa, Arthropoda, Insecta, Hymenoptera, Formicidae. The record is from RefSeq and is a predicted model, not a curated record.
GAAACAGGGAUACAAAUUGAACAAAGUGGAUAUAUCAAAACCAUGAUUAUAUUUAUAUGGCAGUUGUCUCUAAUUAAUAAUUAAUUAGCGCAAUUUUAAAUAAAAAAUUUUAAAGGUGUCAUUAGUUCUCAGUUUACUUAUGAAAAACUAUAAAAAAAGGACUACACUAGCGAUUGCCAAAGUAUCGAAAUUAAAACAACGUAGCAUAUGUAUAAGAAUCGAGUUUACUCUUCUACUUACGUACAUUAUUUUGUUCUAAUUUUAUAUGAUAUUACUCGCAAGUAUUAGAAAGGAGAUAAAAUACAAACAUGUUGAGCAUGGCAAAAAUUAAAAGUCACUUAUACGUUAUUAUGAAAUAUUAUCAAGAGCUCAAGGCUGCAGAUAUAUCAUUGGAGAAUUUUACAGAGAAUUACUCUCUUCUAUUUUAAUUCUGUUUUUACUUUUAAAAAUUACUUUGAAGUGGAUAUUGAAGAUCUGAUACUUAUUUAUCUGAUAUUUAUCGCUUUCUCAUUUCCUCUUUUUUUAUCCGCGGUGUUUAAUCAUAUAUUUAUCUCGAUUAAAAGAUAUAGGAAAUUCAAUACACGCAACGAGAAACUUAAAACUUCAAGGUAAGGUACGAGAUAAAAAAUUGUUAACGCUUGACGAUUGCGACGUGAGAAAUUGUAAAAGAGAAGACUACUUUCGCAUUUUGUAACAUAAAAUUUCAAUUUUUUUAGUCCCUCAUUUCUGUCGCAUGUUCAUUAGUGCGCUUUCCUUAAAUUUUGGUAUCAUGUGAUCCGACGUUGAUUCGGAAUCGAGAGGACUGGUGUGCCGCGGGCAGACGGAACCAGAUACAGUCGCGCGGGAGCGAGAAAGAGGAAGACCGUAUCCGUCGCGACGCCGCGCGUCGGUGUCCGGUCUCGUACGCGCUCGAAAAUAGCACACCGAGCCAUCCCGUCGCCCCCGCCCGCUUCCCGUGGACCGUGGCGAACUAUUAUGACGCGUUUUCCAUUCAUAAAUAGGGUGGCACUUGUCAGCGCGGCGGCCAUCUUGACUACGCGAUCGCGCGAGCUCCCGUCGACACGUAACUCGCGGUCGCUCGCGCUCGUCGCGAGAGAUCGACGGGACAUUAAUCGCGCGUGCGCGGGAUUAUCGUUGAUCGCACCGUGUUUCACGGAUCGACGCGGCGCGACGCGACGCGUCGAACGGAAGUUGCAGCGAGCAGCGCGGUGGUCGGUACGCAGCGCACAGCUGAUCAGUAGCCUCGACGGACGGUAGUGGCACGGCUCGUCGUCGCCUCUCGAGUACCUGCGCGAGAAAGAACGCGAACGCGGUGCGGCAUAACGCGAGAGCGCGGAACAACGAGAAACGGUGUAAGAAAGGCAAGAGAGAGUUUCAAGCAGCGCAAGACCGGUGCGGACGGACGCGCGUGCCGCGAUCGUGUACGGUGACAGGUGAGAGAGCCGAAGAGCGCGACGGGGAGGGCAACGCGGAGCGCGUGGACACGGGAUCCCCUCGGCGAGCGACCGCAGCACCGUUGGUCCCUUCCUUCUGCCACGGACGGAGUGGAGGUGUUUGUCGCGACGGGCGGAGAAGGAGGAGGAGGAGGAAGUGGAGGAGAAGAAGGAGGAGGAAGAGGUGUACACCAGCAUCGGAGCCUGCUCGUCGGACGUCCCCGAUGGUUGCCGUCCGGUAGGCCCUGCCAGGAGGAUGGGGGCCCACGAUGGGGGAGUGCCACUGCUCUAACAUCACUAUCAUGCAGCUGUUCCACGAGCUGAAGCAGCAGUUCCCCGCGCUCCCUGAUCACGUCGUCUCCCAGUGCAUCGCCCAGAACAGUCACGACCGGGAGACAUGCGCGAGAAGCCUGCGGGCCACCCAGGAGUCCCGUCCGUCGCCGGGCGCGUUUCCACCGCCGGGCCCUUGCAACGUCGGACUGCAACAUCCGGCGCAGCAGCAACAACAAGGAGACCAGAUACGUGCGUCGCUGCAGCGUUGCUGCGCGAUGAGCCAGGUGCAACUGCAGCACCAGCAACACGGCGGUGGGCGUCCUCAUCGGCCGGCAUCGCUGGAUAUCGGUAUGACUCGCCGCUGCCCCCCCGCGGGUUGCACCCACGUCGUUGCUGCCACCACCGUCGCCGCGACGCCGGCGUCGAGCGGCGUCGUUACCCCCUCGUCUGCACCGGCUGUCUGCACGUCACGUGGCUUCUUCGAUGAAAGCUGCGUCGUUAAUAGCAACGGCAACAGCAGCAACACGCCGCCCGGCUUCGAGCUCAACGUCAACGUUGCUUGCAGUCCCGCAAGCAAUCGCGAUUUUCGAACGGUACCUACGAUCGGUGCCUGUAAACGAAGCGACCUUAUCGUCGUGCCACGACCGCAUUACGCCGAACCCCUGUUAGCCACCGGGAAGUCCGGGGCGCAGAUCGAUCACACGCGAAGUUACACCUCGGUCAGUCUGACCCUCAGGCCUCCCUCUUCCGAGCCGCAACCUCCGAUCGACAUCAGAUCGGAGGGAUCGAGUUUGACUUACUCGACAUCGUCGUUAGAUCCACGCGGUUUUCAAAGCCGCUUGCAGAUCAGUAUUGGUCCCGGGAACGUCGGUAGCGUGGCGGCGGCUAGGAUCAGGCCACCUAUGGUUCCUAACAGGCCCAACAGUCUGUUACCACCGACUCAAACUAGUCCGCAGCGGCCUCCUGGACUUCCGCCAGGACCACCAAGUCAACUUCCGAGACCUACGACGACGAUGAGCGCGCCGAACACGCCGUCCGUACCGUCGACAACGAACAUUGUCCCGACUUGCAGCCUGCCGACGACGCCUUCCGGACCCGCGACAAGCAGCAGCGGUGUCGCACCUCCUUCUGGCUCAGUUGGGGAAUACACGCAGACCGCUUCCGAUCAGAACCGAUCGCCGUCGAGUCAAGUGGCGGAGCACCAAAGAAAGUUGGUCGCGGAGCAACUGGCCAGGAAGGAGAGGCUUGCCAAGGAAUUAAGGGCGGAGAAGGGACGACUCGAAGCGAUGAAGAAGGAAAUACAGGCACUCGCCCGACCGAUCGACCCUUCGGUCUCUCCUCAAGAGCUGAAAGUGAAACUGAGGAGCGAAAUCUAUCAACUGCAGGUCGAGUGCGACAGACUGGCCGACGAGGUGGAUCAAUGGUCAGACAGACGAGUACCACUGGGUGAGACCAACGAGGAGUUUUACCAGGGCAUUUAUACUGGCCAACCGUUGCCGAUGAGACCACUGAACCCACCACCGUUGCCGAGCCAGCCACCAGCGUGGCGACCACAGCAAAUGACGACGGCGGCCGACAAUGAUCGGGAGGAGCGAGGCGAGCCGUCGUGGGUCUGCACCAUGUGCACCUUCGAUAACCACCCACUGAUGAGCAAAUGCGAGGAGUGCGACAUGCCGAGACUAUUGAACCCAGGUGGCGGCAGUGCAGGUACGGCAGUGCACCAGCAACGCAGUAACUCGUCAGGAGAAACACAAGAUAUUCAUAUACGAGUUACACAUCAUCACAAUUUUUCGCCAAGACAUACAGUGCACAGCUGGGUGGUAUGAUGUGAAUUGAAUUAGAGACCUUUAAAACCUGUACAUAUACGCAAUUAUUAUUAUUAUUUAAAUUAAAUAUACAAAUUGUAGGGGCUAAGCUAAAGAUUAUAAUAGAACAUAUGACUAAUGUAAUAAUUUAAAUUUUUUAUUUGUAAUUAGCAUACACAUCACGCGUAGUUAGAGUCGUUAAAUAGAUCGCUGUCUCUGUUUUCGAGAGUUAACGUUAAAUGAUUAAUUGGAUUUCUUUGCGAUGAUUAUAUUUAUUUUUUUCUUUUUUCAAAAUGAUUUAUAUACAUUUGAGUCUUCACGCAGAACAAUGAGAAAUAGCAAUGGGAAAAAAGGUAUAUACUUGACUAAACGCUACAAAAUUGUAUCUUUUCCAGUAUCUUCUUUGUACAAAAGUUAUAAUAUAUAAAAUAUAAAGUAUUUCU